CUGUGCGCUCGAGGCACAGCUCCCCUGUCAGCAGGCUAGGGACACAGUCCCCUGACUAAGCAAUUCCUCGCAGAGAAGCAACAGAAUAGUUCAACUGACUGGUCUUCUUAACAGCUGCCGCAAGCGUCUCUGUUGUCAGGAGUUGGUUCGUGGUGAAAAGAGCCAAUGCGUAGUGUCCUAGAAGCCGGGGUUCCUCCACUCAAUCCCCCAGUUUCGCCAUGGCCACGCCAACCCAAUUCUGCCACGUCUAUCCGUACUCUCGAUCCAUAUUGACGACAAAACCCCGCAUCUUCUAAAAUCACUGCACUGCAUGGUGGACUUUCGGAUUUAUGUAGCAUGGGUCUACUAUCCCGUGUGCAAUUCGUUUGCCGCCGUACGUAAGAGGCCAGUUCGGACUCAGCCCUAUUGGAAACGCAUCCCUGCCGUCAGCACUACUACCCGAUUCGACAGGCUUCCGCUCCAAAGCUACCAGAGAUGGGCUCUGAUUUGUGUUGUGAUUGGGAUGGCGCCCUGUCAGUGAAGGUGAGACUGUGAAUAAACAUGUCGCAAGUGAGGAUAAAGUCAAGCUGUCCCAGGCAAGUGUAGCUAACCACACAACUAUUCUAAACUAUCCAUCACCAUGGCAGACAACAACAACCCCUCCCUCGAAUCUCUGGCAGCGACCAUCUCCGAGACGGCCAACGCCCUGUCCGCCAAGCUCAAGGAAUCCGCAUGCCCCGCGCCGUCAUUCGCUGAAGAUGGCCUCGUCGAAUAUCCUAAGCUCCCAGAGCUCAACGGCCUCCGCUUCCAGCUUAUCGACGCAGCAGCAGACCUGUACCGACUUGCCCUCGGCCCAACUGACAAUUCUAUGUUUGCCCCCCUCCAUCUCAAUUAUGACGCCACCGUCAUCGACGUCCUCAACCACUUUGACAUCUGGAACGCCGUCCCUGUGGGCGGUUCAGCAUCAUAUAGUGAGAUCGCCACCAAGGUGAGCCUCCCAGAGAGCCUCGUCCGCCGCGUCCUUAAGUACGCCAUCACGAUCCGCUACUUUGCUCGCGACCCAAGCGACAAAGACCGCGUUGUCCACACGUCGCUGUCCGCCGUCCCCGCCAAGCAGUACCUCAUCCGUUCUUGGUUUCGCCACCACUUCGACGAGGCGCGCGUUGCGGGCGUCCACUUUGCCGAGUCGUUUGAGAAGUUCAGCGCCGGUAAGGACAAGCCCAGCGAGGAACCCAUCGAGAGUCCCUUUUCGCUGGCCAACGUGGAUAAGCUGAAGACGCCCGAGUCAUUCUGGGAUUAUCUCAACCGCGAAGCAGAGGGUAAACCCAAGGGAUGGCGGGCGACCAAUUUUGCCGAGAGUAUGCAGGCGGCAUCGAGUGCGUCGGCUAUCCGGGCCGAGGAUCUGCUGAAGAUUGGUUAUGACUGGGCUCAGCUCGGCGACGUUACCCUUGUUGAUGUCGGCGGCUCAAGUGGCCAUGACGCUGUCCAUCUGGCUCGCACGUUUCCCAGCCUCAAGAAGAUCGUGGUCCAGGAUCUCCCCGAGGUGCAAGCGGCCUUUGACGAGCGCCUCCCUGAAGAGCUCAAGUCCCGUGUCAGCUUUGAGCCCCACGACUUCUUCGGCCCGCAAAACACCCCCGGUGACGUCUACAUGCUGAAGACGAUCCUGCACGACUGGCCGGACAAGUACGCGGCCAAGAUCCUCGCCAACCUGGUGCCGCGGCUCAAGUCAGGCUCCCGCAUCCUGCUUGUCGAGGCGGUGGGCCUGCCAGAGGGUGUCGAGCCGCCCUUUCAGAUGCUGGGACGGACUUUUGCCGCCGCGGACUUGCAUAUGCUGGGCGUGUUCAACUCCUUGGAGAGGAAUCUGGAGGAUUGGAAGAAGCUGCUGGGGGAUGUCGACGAGAGGCUGGAGAUUGGCCAUGUUUCUGAGGUGCCUGGGGCUCUGCAUAACUUUAUCGAGAUCAAGUUUAGGGGUUGAUAGAUGGGGGUUUAAGUAUGCAUGCCAUAGAUAUUGAAGGCAGCCAGACAUGGCUAUAUAAAUAUUACAAUAACGUCCUAUAUAGAUAU
Messenger RNA from Fusarium odoratissimum NRRL 54006, 2043 nucleotides. RefSeq lists its product as uncharacterized. The coding region runs from base 620 to 1954 and encodes 444 amino acids. The transcript is spliced from 3 exons. Gene Ontology annotation, molecular function: O-methyltransferase activity. NCBI's taxonomy places the organism in Eukaryota, Fungi, Ascomycota, Sordariomycetes, Hypocreales, Nectriaceae. The record is from RefSeq and is a predicted model, not a curated record.